Messenger RNA from Aspergillus heteromorphus CBS 117.55, 1036 nucleotides. RefSeq lists its product as uncharacterized. The transcript has 4 exons. Bases 22 to 783 code for a protein of 253 amino acids. The record is from RefSeq and is a predicted model, not a curated record. Lineage: Eukaryota; Fungi; Ascomycota; Eurotiomycetes; Eurotiales; Aspergillaceae.
CAUAAUUCCCUCACAACAAAAAUGGCACGCACCGCCCAAACCGCCCGAAAAGCCUCCUCCCGCGCGCCCCGUCGUGCCCUGCAAACCACGCACCAAUUCCACGACCACACCAACACCCCCUACACGGUAGUCGACGGCCCGCCCACCUCCUGCCACGACACCUCCGUGAUCCGCAAGCUGGGGAUCCAGCUAUACACCCUCUCCGGGUUCACCGUCACCGCAGAGGAAAUUGGCCGGAAGUUGCUGGCGAGUCAUGCGAUUAGCGGGUGGGGCAAUGCGCGCAAUUAUUGGCCGCGGGUGGAUGUUUAUUCUACGCCGAUGGGGCGUGUGGGGGGGUGUGUGGAGCAUCAUCGGUUGGAGAAGGAGUUUAGGGCACGGGUGAAGAGGGAGAUGGUUGAGGCUGUUGGGGAGGAGGAUGUUAGGGCGAUCGCGAAGUUACGUGGGAAAGAGCCCCUGCCGCAUAUUGUGCCGACGUGGUGUGCGGCGGCGAAGUACUGGACGGAACGGGAUCUCUGUCGCUCACGGUAUCGGAGUUGGGUGCUGGUUGUGCCGGAGGGGUGUGGGUGUUGGGAGGAUGUGCUGGGGAAGGGGCUGUGGGUUGUCAAGUUUGAUUUGGAUGUCUCGCCGGCUAUGGAGACGGUGAUGGAGGAUUGGCCGGUCGAGUGGGAGGAGGAUGGCCUGGAGGGGAAGGGGUGGGUGUUUGUUGAGAAGAAUGAGGUUGGAGAGGAGUGGGAGUGGGAGUGGGAGUGGGAAGCAGGUCUUCAGGACGAGCCUCUAUCAUGAGUGGGCGGUUUUUACGGGGCGUUGUGGGAUUGUACGUAUCGGAUUCCGUGUUGUGAUGGGUGCGAUGAGGGGGUACAGCAUGAUUGUGAGGUUGAGAUGGAUGAGCAUUAUUUUGAUGGUGAGGGGCAGUGUGUUGCUUGCCGGAGGGCGACUGAGUAUCGACGGCGGAGUAAGAGGGUGGCUGCGAGGGAGAAAGUGGGUGGAAGUGGUAAGUAAAUUGGCGUGGAAAGGUUGCAGUAUUAUAUGAGGCUAU